This is a messenger RNA of Triplophysa rosa, 2715 nucleotides long. It is a transcript of the gene fmnl1b, whose product is annotated as formin-like 1b. The record is from RefSeq and is a predicted model, not a curated record. Bases 634 to 2715 code for a protein of 693 amino acids. Gene Ontology annotation, biological process: regulation of cell shape; cell migration; cortical actin cytoskeleton organization. Gene Ontology annotation, cellular component: cytosol. The transcript is spliced from 18 exons. NCBI's taxonomy places the organism in Eukaryota, Metazoa, Chordata, Actinopteri, Cypriniformes, Nemacheilidae. Gene Ontology annotation, molecular function: small GTPase binding; actin filament binding.
AGCACAGAGAUGUCGCGUCUGGAGACCAGUGUGAGAAGGCCAGCUGCUGGACCACACGGAUAAAACCAGACAUACGAGAGGAAGACGUUUCUGUGUGUCUAAAAUCUAGUGUGCUGUUUUUGCUGUAAACUUCUCUUUUGCUCUUUUCUGCUCUUCAGGAACUCAAACAUCUGCAUCCAUCAGACUCAUUUCAUUCUUUUCUUAGCUAAUCUCGAAUUGAUUUGCAUUAUCUGCAUCUUUUUCAUUCAAUUAUAAAAGACCUGUUUGUUCUUCAUUUUGUCAGACUGGACAGUAUCAGACGACUCUUUAGGGAUUUCUGGCUUGAUCUCAGAAACUUCAUCAUAACUACUGUAUGUACGUUAAACUCAUGGUGUUUUGCACGGUCACUCGGCACAUUGGAUAUCUUCACGACCACCUCCACACAAGCAGAUUUCUCAAUGAUUUGAGUUGGAUUCUAUCCCACUGUGUGCCCACACCGACCCUCCGUUGAACCGCAGACGAAACAAAAGCUCACAUUGAAGUUGUCAGAGUCGGUCAGGAUGUGUUGGGUCUAGUCGUAGAGGUUCACUGAACGAGAUUUAGAUGAUCUGGACUGUAUGUGUUUACCUGUGUGAGUGACUCUGGAACACGGCCAUGGGGAACGCAGCGGGGAGUCUGGAGAUGUCCCCGGCACGGGAUGUUAAACGGCCAUUCAGCGCGAAACAGGCACAGGCCCCUAAACUCCCCAUCCCACCUGAGGAGGAAUUAGAGGAGAGAUUCAACAUUGUGCUGAAUUCUAUGAAUCUUCCACCUGAUAAAGUCAAACUGCUCUGUCAAUAUGACAAUGAGAAAAAAUGGGAAUUAGUUUGUGACCAGGAACGCUUCCAGGUAAAGAAUCCUCCUUCUGCUUACAUCCAGAAACUCAAGGCCGUAUUAGACCAGGGUGGAGGCAGAAAGUUUAAGAGGCGAGUGCAGGAGUCCACGCAGGUCCUGAGAGAGUUAGAGAUCUCGCUGCGCACCAAUCACAUCGGAUGGGCUCAGGAAUUUUUAAAUGAAGAAAAUAAGGGCUUAGACGUGCUUGUCGAUUACCUCUCUUUUGCUCAACGUGCUGUCACAUAUGACAUGGACGGCUCUGAUAAUGGAAGUUUUGAUGAGAAAUCUGUGGAAGAUCUGACCGUGAGUGCAACAAACUCCCCUACCCACAAUUCCCCGCGCUCAGGACGGCCCUUCGCCACAAGAAAAGCUCUGCGUUACUCUCGACUGCUCAGCCAGAAGAAUCACCUUCACCUGUGUAUCCUGUGCCUGCGUGCCAUCAUGAAUUACCAGUUGGGCUUUAAUGAGGUGAUGGCUCAUCCCAGCUGUGUCAAUGAACUCGCCCUCAGUCUCAACAACAAGAGUGUCAGGACCAAAGCUUUGGUUCUGGAGCUCCUGGCGGCGCUGUGUCUGGUCAGAGGAGGACACCAAAUGAUUAUUGCUGCCUUUAGUCAUUUCAAAGUGGUGUGUGGAGAGAAGAACCGGUUUGAAAAACUAAUGGAAUAUUUUAGAAACGAAGAGAGCAACAUUGAUUUCAUGGUGGCGUGUAUGCAGUUUAUCAACAUUAUAGUGCACUCUGUAGACAACAUGAACUUUAGGGUGUAUUUACAGCAUGAGUUUACACAACUGGGACUAGACAGUUAUCUGGAGAGGUUAAAUGCAACUGAAAGCGAGAGACUGCAGGUACAGAUUCAGGCGUAUCUUGAUAACAUGUUUGAUAUCGGAGCAAUGUUAGAGGACACAGAGGCCAAAAACACACUAAUGGAACAUCUGGAAGAGCUACAGGAAGAAAACACACAGCUCAUCUUCAGAAUGCAGCAGUGUGAGAAUGAGGCCGAGAAGACGACGUCUGAACACCAGAAAGAGGCGGAACUUCUGAAGGAAAGUCUGAAGGGGGCGUGUGCUCAGGUCUCCCAGCUGCAGCAGAGAGAGAAAGAAAGAGCGAGAGACAUUGAGAAAGACAGACAGAGCUCUGCCAAAGCUUUGAGCGAGCUGGAGAGGAUCGCUCAGGUUCUGGAGGACAGAGGUCUGAUUCGCAUGGAAAGAUCAGACUCCGGCUCUCUAGAUGUACACGUCAUAGCUGCCACUAACACUGAUGAUAAGACUACUUCAGAAAAUUCUAAGACCUCACCUCUGAAAGAAUCACAGCCUCAGGUUCAAGCUCCGCCCCCAGCCCCUCCACCACCAGUCUUCAAUGCCCCUCCUCCUCCUCCACCCCCUAUGAGUUUAGCUCCGCCCCCUUCACCUUUACCUGUGAGGGCAGGUUCAAUAGUGACAGGUGUUAAAGGCAAGAAGCCGAUCCACACUAAAUAUCGUUUGCCUCUGCUAAACUGGCAGGCUUUAAUGGCAGAACAGGUGGCUGGGACCAUCUUCACUGAACUGGAUGAUGAAAGUGUUCUUGGGGAGCUCAACAUGGAUGUCUUUGAGGAGAUGUUUAAGACCAAAGCUCAAUCUGCUCCUGUUGAUGUCGGGACUCUGAAGAUAAAAGUGACUCACAAAGCAUCAAGUAAAAUCUCCCUACUGGAGCCCAACAGGGCCAAAAAUCUGGCCAUCACGCUGCGCAGAGGAGGCAUGAGCGGAGCACAGAUCUGUGAUGCCAUAGAAACAAUUCAGCAUGCAGGGAUUCUAUGGGGUGUUUAUCCCAUUUGGAGUAAUCUGUCAGACACUGUGGAGCCCAAACCUCGCAGCCAUAUAGAGCUAUAG